Phascolarctos cinereus (koala) is the source of this 996-nucleotide messenger RNA. It is a transcript of the gene VDAC1, whose product is annotated as voltage dependent anion channel 1. Gene Ontology annotation, cellular component: mitochondrial outer membrane. The record is from RefSeq and is a predicted model, not a curated record. Gene Ontology annotation, biological process: monoatomic anion transmembrane transport. Gene Ontology annotation, molecular function: voltage-gated monoatomic anion channel activity. NCBI's taxonomy places the organism in Eukaryota, Metazoa, Chordata, Mammalia, Diprotodontia, Phascolarctidae.
CGCCGCCGUGGUCCGCGCCCCGCCCCGCUCCCCCGCAGCCGCUGCCGCCCCUUUGCCUCUGUGUCCGCCGCCCGCUGCUGCUACCGCUGUGUCCGCCGGGAGAGGAAGAAGAUGGCUGUGCCACCUACUUAUGCUGACCUUGGAAAAUCUGCCAGGGAUGUGUUUACUAAGGGCUAUGGAUUUGGCUUAAUAAAACUGGAUCUGAAAACAAAAUCUGAGAAUGGACUGGAAUUUACAAGUUCAGGUUCAGCAAACACUGAGACCAGCAAAGUUUCGGGCAGUUUGGAAACAAAAUACAAAUGGUCUGAAUAUGGCUUGACAUUCAUAGAAAAAUGGAACACAGACAAUACAUUGGGCACUGAAAUUACUGUUGAGGAUCAGCUUGCACGUGGACUGAAGCUGACCUUUGAUUCGUCCUUCUCACCUAACACUGGGAAAAAAAGUGCUAAGAUUAAGUCAGGAUAUAAGCGGGAACAUAUCAAUCUUGGCUGUGACAUGGAUUUUGAUAUUUCUGGACCUUCAAUACGAGGAGCUGUGGUACUUGGCUAUGAGGGCUGGUUGGCAGGCUACCAGAUGAAUUUUGAAACUUCUAAAUCUCGGGUGACCCAGAGCAACUUUGCUGUUGGCUACAAGACCGAUGAAUUCCAGCUACACACCAAUGUGAAUGACGGCACAGAGUUUGGGGGCUCUAUUUAUCAGAAGGUGAACAAGAAGUUGGAAACUGCUGUCAACCUAGCCUGGACAGCUGGAAAUAGCAACACUCGUUUUGGAAUAGCAGCCAAAUAUCAGAUUGACCCUGAAGCCUCUUUCUCUGCUAAAGUGAACAAUUCUAGCCUGAUAGGCUUAGGUUACACCCAGACUCUAAAACCAGGUAUCAAACUGACAUUAUCAGCUUUGCUGGACGGCAAGAAUGUCAAUGCUGGUGGCCACAAGCUUGGUCUAGGACUGGAAUUUCAAGCAUAAAAGAAGUUGUAUAAUCACUUAAUUUUAAAAUAU